Molecule: messenger RNA, 2132 nt
Organism: Aphis gossypii (cotton aphid)
Lineage: Eukaryota; Metazoa; Arthropoda; Insecta; Hemiptera; Aphididae
Exons: 4
Coding region: 51-2132 (693 amino acids)
Biological process (GO): DNA repair; telomere maintenance
Molecular function (GO): DNA helicase activity
Source: RefSeq, a predicted model, not a curated record
UUCAUCAACACAAUCAAUUGAUUAUAUUGUUUAAAACUGCCCUGGAUCUGAUGCCAUCCGAUAAUCACAAAAUUGUAAUCAGAGCUGAUAAAACACCUGCAGGUCAACAUACAAGACGUUUUAAUGCACCAACUAUUGAUGAAGUUGCUAUCGUUGUAGUUGGAGAAAACUUGGAAUCCCGUGAUAUUGUUUUACGUCGUCGGAAUGAUCAAUUACAACGUAUAAAGGAAACACACCGCUCAUAUGAUGCACUGCAAUAUCCCAUUAUAUUUUGGCAAGGUGAAGAUGGCUACGAUUUCUCAAUAAAAAUGAUAAAUCCCAUUGCAGGUUCUGAAACCAACAAAAAAGUCAGUUCAAUGAACUAUUAUUCAUACCGCCUAAUGAUUCGGGAAAAUGAAGAUAAUCACAUAUUGAAAUGUCGGCGAUUAUAUCACAAAUAUGUUGUUGACAUGUAUGUUAAAAUUGAAACGGAGAGAUUAACAUUCAUCAGGUUGAAUCAAACCAAACUCCGAUCUGAAGAGUAUAUUCACCUUCGAGAUGCGAUUAAUACUGAUGGAAAUGCACAGAAUGUCGGUCGGAUGACUAUUCUUCCAGCAACAUACAUCGGAAGCCCUCGGCAUAUGCACGAAUAUGCUCCAGAUGCCAUGUCGUAUGUUCGUCAUUAUGGUACAGCAGAUUUGUUCAUCACAUUUACAUGCAAUCCGCAAUGGAUAGAAAUCAAUCAGGAGUUAUUCUCUGGGCAAUCACCCAUUGAUCGUCAUGAUAUUACAGCCAGAGUCUUUGGACAAAAGUUGAAAUCUUUAAUGGAUUUCAUCGUAAAACAUAAUGUGUUUGGUGAGACACGCUGCUGGAUGUAUUCUGUGGAGUGGCAGAAACGAGGAUUGCCACAUGCACACAUUUUGAUUUGGUUGGUUGAAAAUAUAAGGCCAAAUGAAGUUGAUGCAGUGAUAUCAGCUGAAAUCCCAAAUGUACAAGUAGAUCCUGGAUUGCAUGAGGUAGUUAUCAAAAACAUGAUACAUGGUCCCUGUGGAACUCUUAAUCAAAAUUCACCGUGUAUGAUGGAUGGUAAAUGUUCAAAACGAUAUCCACGGACAUUAAUAUCAGAAACAAUUACUGGUAAUGAAGGUUAUCCAUUGUAUCGUCGCAGAUCGACAGCAGACAAUGGAAAAUCAACAAUUGUCAAAUUAAAUCAACAAGAUAUUGAAAUAGAUAAUCGUUGGAUUGUUCCAUAUUCACCCAUUUUAUCAAAGACAUUCAAAGCACACAUCAACGUUGAAUCUUGCCAUUCAGUGAAAUCUAUUAAAUACAUUUGCAAAUAUGUAACCAAAGGGAGUGAUAUGGCUGUGAUUGGAAUUGGUGCAGAGAAUUCCAAUGAUGAAGUUACCCAAUACCAAAUGGGCCGCUAUGUCAGUAGUAAUGAAGCAGUUUGGCGAAUAUUUUCUUUUCCUAUUCAUGAGAGACACCCUUCUGUUGUUCACUUAGCUGUGCAUUUAGAAAAUGGACAAAGAGUGUAUUUUACAGCACAGAACGCAGUACAAAGAGCUGCUCAGCCACCAUCUACUACAUUAACCAGUUUUUUUGAGACAUGCCAAAACGAUGAUUUCGCACAAACGCUAUAUUCUGAAAUGCCAAAAUAUUAUACCUGGAAUCAAUCCUCAAGGAGAUUUAUACGACGGAAACAAGGAAAACCAGUUCCAGGAUAUACAGAUGUAUAUUCCACCGAUGCGAUUGGCCGGAUUUAUUCAGUACAUCCAAGCAAUGAUGAAUGUUUUUACUUACGACUGCUAUUAGUCAAUGUACGUGGCCCAACAUCAUUCCAACAGUUACGAACUGUUGAUGGCCUGACCGCGCCCAAUCGUCCAAUGCAUGACGCUUUUAACCAAGAGUUGCAUCGAGAAAGACUGUAUGAUCUCAACGCUUUGAAAGAAUUAAUUCAACAAAUCUUCUACUUAACAAAUGAUGAAACUGGAGGGAUUUACUUCUUAGAUGCACCUGGUGGUACAGGAAAAACUUUUUUGAUUUCAUUAAUAUUAGCAACAAUUCGCUCACAAAAUAAAAUUGCACUUGCACUCGCUUCGUCGGAAUCGCAGCAACUUUGCUUGAAGGUGGUCGAACAGCCCAUUCAGCACUAA